AUGAAAAGUUUGGAACUCGUUGGCGAGGCUCUACAACUUGAAUUCAAUAUUCGUCAACAUCCUGAUAUUUGGCUCGCAGACCAUAAUGAACAAGCAAAUCAUAAAGCAGGUUACAAACAGAAGCCUGACAUAGCUAUGUGCCAAAAGAAGAAUAUAUUUGAUCCAUUAUACAAAUUACUCACCAAACUAAAUGAAUCAAAUGAAUCAAAUAUUUCAAACAAAUUACUUGACACAUUAAAAAUAAUAGAAGAUUGUACCAGUUGUUCACAAGGAAGAUAUAAUUAUUUUUAUUUAUUUUAUGAAACAUUAAACAAACUAAAAAAGAUUUCAGAAGAAUUAAAAUCGGAAGAAAAUGAAGAUAGGAAAGCAGAAAUAAUCCAUAAAUUAGGUGAUGAAUCAAAUAAAUUAGAUGUUAAAAUGAAUAAAUUAAGAUUAUGUUAUGGGUGUCAAAAGAAGAAUAUAUUAAACCCAUUAUAUGAAUUACUCAUCAAACUAAAUGAAUCAAAUGAAUCAAUUAUUUCAAACAAUUUACUUGACAGAUUAAAAAUAAUAGAAAAUUGUACCAGUUGUUCACAAAUAUAUAAUCAUUAUUAUUUAUUUUAUGAAUCAUUAAAUGAACUAAAAAAGAUUUCAGAAGAAUUAGAUGGGGAGGAAAAUGAAGAUAGGAAAGCAGAAAUAAUCCAUAAAUUAAGUGAUGAAUUAAAUAAAUUAGAUGCUGAAAUAAAUCUAGCAUUAUGUGAUGGGUGUCAAAAGAAGAAUGUAUUUGAUCCAUUAUAUGAAUUACUCAUCAAACUAAAUGAAUCAAAUGCAUCAAUUAAUUCAAACAAAUUACUUGACACUUUAAAAAUAAUAGAAGAUUGUACCAGUUGUUCACAAAGAUAUAAUUAUUAUUAUUUAUUUUAUGAAUCAUUAAAUGAACUAAAAAAGAUUUCAGAAGAAUUAGACAAUGAAGAAAAUGAAGAUAGGAAAGCAGAAAUAAUCCAUAAAUUAAGUGAUGAAUUAAAUAAAUUAGAU
Messenger RNA from Entrophospora candida, 1014 nucleotides. The record is from the annotation of a GenBank genome assembly. NCBI's taxonomy places the organism in Eukaryota, Fungi, Glomeromycota, Glomeromycetes, Entrophosporales, Entrophosporaceae.